Messenger RNA from Limulus polyphemus (Atlantic horseshoe crab), 5127 nucleotides. Its product is annotated as transmembrane protein 104-like. The record is from RefSeq and is a predicted model, not a curated record. The coding region runs from base 1 to 1422 and encodes 473 amino acids. The transcript has 8 exons. NCBI's taxonomy places the organism in Eukaryota, Metazoa, Arthropoda, Merostomata, Xiphosura, Limulidae.
AUGCUUGUUCAUGUGUGGAUGAUUAUGUUUCUUCUUAGUUAUUUGACAACAACUUUUGUCAUUGAGGCAAUGGCAGCUGCCAAUGCCAUUGUCCAUCGGCAUGCAGUACAGCACUUCAAGAAAGCAAUCAAAGAAGAAGAGAUGGGACCAAUAAAUUAUCAGUCGGAAUUGGUGGAAGAUCUGUUAACAGAUGAAGUUAUAUCCAAUGCUAUUGAUCGAGAUGAACAGCUUCCUCUUCUCCUUAACACCGUUGAUUCUGUGGACUAUUACAGUAUUACUGAGAGAAUUGAAUUGCUUCCCAUGACCCUGGUUGCUCAUUUUCAUCAUCUAUUGGAAGACAUCAUUUAUGCUGUUGGGGUUAAUCUUUUCUACUUGUGUAUUGUUGUCUACUUGUAUGGGGACUUGACUAUCUAUGCUGCUGCCAUAGCCAAAUCACUGAGAGAUGUUACGUGCAAUUAUGUAGUAGAAGGACCAAAUUGUACAAGCAUAUAUAAUAGCACAGAUCCAUGUUGGACUACAGCAUCUUCCAUCUCUCGUCAUGGUGCCUACAUGAUUUAUUUAGCUCUGUUUCUUUGUUUACUUGGCCCUUUUACAUUCUUCAAUGUGCAGAAAACAAAAUAUCUGCAGAUGUUGACAACAGUCAUGAGGUGGUUAGCUUUCACCAUCAUGAUAGUCCUGACAUCCAUAGCUUUAGCUAAGGGGAAAGGUCGGGGUACACCCCCUGUGGCUGACAUUAAGGGAGUGCCCAACUUGUUUGGUGUCUGCGUAUAUUCUUUCAUGUGUCAUCAUUCUCUACCAUCCCUGAUCACUCCCAUCCGAAAUAAGGACCGUCUCUUUUCAUUGCUUUUUGCUGACUACCUACUUAUUUUGUGUUUUUACUCGCUGCUUUCUUUCACUGGAAUCUUCACUUUUGAAAACCUCCAGGAUGUGUAUACUCUUAACUUUGAGCCACAAAAGUGUGGUGACAGUGACACUGUUGUUUCAUCAGUGCCUUUUCUUCAGUAUUUUUUAGCCUUGUUCCCUGUAUUUACCUUGAGCACCAAUUUUCCUAUUAUUGCUAUCACUCUGAGGAACAACUUGAAGUCACUGUUUCUGAAGGACAGCAAAAAGUAUUCAAUCUUUUUGGAACGCAUUUUGUUCCCAGUAAUUACAGUUAUUCCACCUGUUGCCAUUGCAUUUGCAACAGAAAGCCUUGAGAUCUUAGUGGGGAUUACAGGGUCAUAUGCUGGAGCUGUUAUUCAGUAUGUUGUUCCAGCCUUGUUAGUUUACUAUGCACGUAAAGAUUCACUCACCUCUAUAGGCUUAGGAGUGAAAAAACAACAUUCCUCACCCUUCCAUCAUAUUGGCUGGAUUGUCUUUGUUUGUGCAUGGGCAUUAGCUUGUGUUAUAUUUGUAACUGUGGACCAUGUAACUAGUUUGUAGGAUUUUGACAGCUGUGCUUGUAUUAGACAAUUAUUUUUAGAAUUUUAAAUAUCUGUACAAUUGUCUAUAAAGUUACCAGUGCAAAAGAUGCAAUCUAGGAAGAUGAUUUAGUGUAAUUUUGAUAUAAGACAAAAAUUAUAUAAUUUUGUAGAACUAUUAUGCUUUCUAAAUAUCUGGUAAAUUCUCUAUAACUUGAAUAUUUAAACUAGUUUUAAGAAAUCAAGAAAAAAGUUUAUCUUGAUCAAAUCUAAUUAAUAGGAUUUAAGUUGUAUUUAGUUUACUAUUUGCUCACCCAUAAUAUAUAGUUCUGUGAAUAAAACUUUUAAAACUAACGAGUUUCUAUACAACUACACCAUGCUUUGUAUGAUUUUAAAUAUUAUUUUUUUUCACUGGGGGGAAAAUUAUACCUGAGCAGUCAUUUGAAAGAUGAUCAACUUUUCUUUGUACAUAUUUCUGUUAUAACUAUUAAAGAGUGAUAUAUAUUCCUGAUUACUGAAGGUACACAUAGUAUUACAUGCUUCUAGUAUUUUUUUCAAUAGAUCUGCAACUUCUAACAACGUACCAAAUUUUUUUUAACAUUUCCUUUUUUUUUAAUCGACAAUUAAACCCGAGAUUUUGUUUUUGUAAAGACAAUGUACAUGUGUACGAUAAAAUAAUUUUUUGUACAAAAAUACACUCCAAAGGUCAGACAAAAAAAGGUAAAACAAGUAGGGCAUGGUACUGCAAUUUUUUUGACAUACCAGUAUAUAGCAUGAAAUUAAAAAGGUUAAUACCAGUGUUUUGUACAGUUAUUAUUAUGCCAUUUGCCUUUACUCGAUGCAACAACAGUAGGUUUGUUGUACUUUAUGCCUUCUCAUGUUAGAGCAGUAUAUUAUGUUAUUAUAUUUAAAAAAUAUUAUAUACAUUAUUAUGAUUUAAAUUGAAAGGUAAUAUUUAGCAUUCCAAAAGAAAAGUGUGAUUUUUAUUUAUACAUAUUAAUUCAUAUUUUUUUCUAAAUGACCCAACUUUUGGUAACUAUUCAUUUGAGCAUAUAAUUAGUUUUUUUGUGAUUAUGAAAUCUUGGGCAAGAGCAGAACAUGUAAAUUUGUCACAGCACCUUAGGCAUUAAAUAUAUUCAUAGUGGUUGAUUUUAAUAAAACCCCAACUGCAAGGAAAAUUUAUGUAGAUGUUAUACUUGAUUUUUCUUACAUUAUUUUAUAAUACAAAUUCUUUUGAGUGUUUCAUGCACUAUAUAAAACUUCCCUUCUUUACUCUAGAAUGAAUUUGCAGUGUUUUGCCAUUGUGAUUAGAUCUUCCACAGAUUUUAUGUUUCUUAUUAUAUAUGCUUCACCUUUAAUUUUGUGUACGUCAUAAUUUUUUUUUGGGGGGGGGGGGGCUUGUGGUGUCUUUUCAAAUUUCAGUAAACUUUUUUGUAUGCCAUAUUUUGUUAUUUUUCUCAAUAAAUAACAAAAACUACAUUUCUGAUGUUAUAAAACUUUUGAAAAAUUUAGAAUUUGUCACAUUAAAUUGAUAUUUCUAAUUGUAUCACCCUCAAUAUAGAUUUGCUGAUAUAUGAUUGUAUGUAAUAGGAUAAAUGUGUGAAAAGUUAUCAGAUUUGUUUAAUCUAUCCAUAGACCAGAGUGACAAAAUUCAGAGCUACAUGUCCAUCCAGUUUACUACUGCUGUAUUUAAUAUAAUCAUAACAUGAGGAGACUGUUUAUAAAUGUAUUAAUUUUAUGUGAUUGGUGAUAUUUUGAGGUAUGUAUGUGUUUAUAAACUUACUGGUUAAUUAUUAAUAAUCAUUUUGGUCUUGAUUGGAAAGUUACCUCGGAUAUUGAAAAUUUCACCAGUUUUGUCACAGAGUUGAAUCUAUUUUACUUUACUCCUGUGAUUCUCAACUGUAACAGCUAAAGAACAGAGAGAAUUUAUGUUACUUUAGUAUUAUCCAGUAAACUCGGAUAAGUCUGAAAACAAGAUCUGGAUCUCUUAUCUAUAAUGCUAGUAUCCUGUAGGGAAAAAAAAAAAGUUGAUUUUUGGAUAAUUUUAUAUUAUCAAUUAAGAUAUAAAAAUUGAAAGCUUCAAGAAUUUUCACUCUUUUUAUGAAGAAUCUAUGGUUGUCAUUUUAAACUACUUCUAACCUAAAUUCCAAAUACUAAUAUCAGUAUCUUCAUACAGAGAUAAUAGUUUUAAAUAUAGACAUUUUCCUUUCUUGUUGGUGUGGUCUCAACUAUUGACAAGUUGCUUGAUUAAUAUUUUUAAUUUUCAUCUACAACCCAGUAAUACACUUUUAAAUUGCAACAACAGAAAACACAGAGUGGUUUUAAAUAAUUGACUCACUUAGAGGUGUACUUUAUCUAGACCUAAUGUCUAUUUUAGAAACUACACUAGCAACUCGUGUGUGGCUUGUUGUCCUAUACAAAACAGUCUGAAAAUUUAACAAGUUAGAUCCUUUGCUACAAUUAAGUUUCACUAUUAGUUUCAUUUACCUGCUUUGUUUGAAUUAAUAGUUUUAAAGUCCAAAAGAACAAAUAAAAGAUUCUUCUUUACAAGCAUUCAAUUUUAAGUUACUUGCCAUACUUAGAUUACAAUUAGUGCUCUUGAUGAUCAUAUACUAAACAUAAAUAAAUUUCCUUGCAUAUUUACUAAGUUUAAGAGAAUACAAACUUAAGCAGCAGUACUUGAGAAGUUUUUGUAUGACUUAUUAAAUUUAAAGUUUACUACAACAAAUAUUUCUUUUUUUUCCAUGUCUUCCUCCUGAUACACAGAAGUCACUUUAAGAUAAUGCAAUGUUUGUAUUCCCAUUUUAUAUUGGAAUUCUAUUGUGCUUUCAGUUACAAACUAUUUUUUUUUUUACACUAACCAUCCUCCUGUUGGUCAGCAGCAAGUUUAUGUACUUAUGAUGCUAAAUUCCAGGGUGUGAAUAGUCCACUGUGAAGCUUUGUACUAAAACAAAAGCCCUAACACUUACCAGCUUAGACUUAAAAAUAUUACCCCCACCAAAAAACAUUCUGAUAACUCUUUCCAAAUUAUUAUUAUCAAUUUGCAAGUCCCAGUUUUUUAGCAAUUUUUCACACAUACAUUAGCAUACCUACCAACUAUUCAGGUUUUUCACCUUUCUAAAUUAUAAUUCUUACCAAAUAAUUUCCUAUUUUUAGUCAUUUCCCAUGUUUUUGCAAACUUCACUUGUUGUUAAGACUUUUUCAAUGUUAAAAAAAUCCAAACUUCUGUAUUUGUUUAAUUUGUAAAUUGAAUUUGUUAAUUAAGGUAAAUAAAUAGGCAAAAUUGUGAAUUUAUGUGAUAUUCAAGGUUUGGUAAUAUCGUGAUUGCUAGUAAGUCAUAUAAAUUGAAAUGUAAAUUUAAUGGUAAAUUUCAAAUAUUUAAAAACUUUAAUAAACAUCCUUAAAAUGUACUUCAAUUUUCAAAGACGUGUGAACCCUCCUCACAGUUUUGCCAAUUGCUUAAAUGCUGUGGAUAUUUAGAAAGUUAGUAGGUAUGCAUUAGUUGUUAAUUACCAUUCAAUACUCAACAUAGCUGAUCAAUUAGUGCUUCUGUGAACAAAUUAUAAUCUGUAAUUAGUUAUUAAUAAACCAGUACUUUAUGUUGUUGAUGUAAAUCUUUAAAUUUAAAUGCAUGUAAACUCAUGCUCAAGUUGUAUCAAAUGCUACUGUAUAUUUUGCUGUACAGAUGAACUGUAUUAGAUCAGAAAUAAAUAUAUUAAAACCUUUA